Molecule: messenger RNA, 2089 nt
Organism: Peromyscus eremicus (cactus mouse)
Lineage: Eukaryota; Metazoa; Chordata; Mammalia; Rodentia; Cricetidae
Gene: Mc5r
Product: melanocortin 5 receptor
Exons: 1
Coding region: 1086-2063 (325 amino acids)
Biological process (GO): G protein-coupled receptor signaling pathway
Cellular component (GO): membrane
Molecular function (GO): melanocortin receptor activity
Source: RefSeq, a predicted model, not a curated record
UGGUCCGGAUGCGAGACCAAAGCCGGGGAAACAGACACAACUCUAUUUCCCAGAAACCGCCUGGAAACAGUGAGGAAUCAUGCCUACCUUUGCAUGGAGGAGAGCAGAAUGGGUGAGCCAGCUUGUGCAGGGAGAUUUUAAACAGCUGGGUAUGAUGUUUAAAGCAACGGUAGAAUGGGUCCAUACCUUUGAGGUGUAAAUGUUUUGCAAAUGAUUACAAUCCAAUAGCUUUACCUCAUUGCUAAUACAACGGCUCUCUGAGUGUGUCUUGUUCUAACAUUUCAUAGGCAUUUCUUCAUACUGUGCUCAUGUGGGACAAAUAAAUUAGCAGUCAGACUCAAUGAAAUUCAGACUUUUUAGAAUUUAAGGAAAAUAUUUGAGGGGAAAGCACUGUUGUUUUUCUCUAUUUAACACACUGUCAAGUAACCUUAUGUAUUGGAGGCGGUAACUCUGCGUUUCUUCUCAAGCUAAACGAGCACUUUGCUGCAGUCUGUUACAACCCUGGAGAGUAUGCAGUGAGGAUUUGUGGAGAGCUCUGCUUAGCGAGAAGACAGAUCCACCUGCCUUUCUCCAGGGAAUGUUGGUCUGUGUGGUCUUCAGAAAUCCGGGCUCCCUUAAGCAAAAUAUGAUGCAGUAGCCCCAGUCAGGUGAAAAUCUGGAGACCGGCUGAGACUUUUAUGGAGUUUUGAUAGGGUUCAGGGGACGCUCUGAGAGCGGACUUAGGGGCCAGGAAAUCAGACAUGGAGAGGCUGUGCUUGGCAUAGAGAUGAUGGAAGCUAUUCCCGUAACCCGGGAGGGACAGAAUGUGAGUAAUUGGAAGCAGAGGCCUGCGAGAACACUACGCCUGUGUGUUACAGGGACGGAAUUCCAGGCUCCAGGAAGACAGGUCAGGGUGAGGUGAACCAGGGUCCGGCUUCCAGUAUGUUGUGUCUACCCACCCAUUCUCUUCUGUGUACUUGCUCUGACGUGCUAGCGUGGUCUGUGUUCUAUACUCUUAAGCUCUUGAGAUCAUAAUAACACAACAACAAACACACCUGUCUUACAGCACCUUUAAUGCUAAGAAGUGGAGCCGUUUUCUUCCAGCCAUGAACUCCUCGUUUCAACUGCAUUUCUUGAAUCUUACUCCGAAUGCCACAGAGGACAAUAAUUUAGGACCAAAUGCCAAGAACAUGUCUUCAGCCUGUGCGGACAUGGGCAUCGCUGUGGAGGUGUUCCUGACUCUGGGUCUUGUCAGCCUCUUAGAGAACAUCCUGGUCAUUGGGGCCAUAGUGAAAAACAAAAACCUGCACUCACCCAUGUACUUCUUCGUGGGCAGUUUAGCAGUCGCCGACAUGCUGGUGAGCAUGUCUAAUGCCUGGGAGACCAUCACCAUAUACUUGCUAAAUAAUAAACAUCUGGUGAUAGCAGACACCUUUGUGCGUCACAUCGACAAUGUGUUUGACUCCAUGAUCUGCAUUUCUGUUGUGGCCUCCAUGUGCAGUUUGUUGGCCAUUGCCGUGGACAGGUACGUCACCAUCUUCUACGCCUUGCGCUACCACCACAUCAUGACAGCGAGGCGCUCGGGGCUGAUUAUUGCGUGCAUCUGGACUUUUUGCAUAAGCUGUGGCAUUGUUUUCAUCGUUUACUAUGAAUCCAAGUAUGUCAUCAUUUGCCUCAUCUCCAUGUUCUUCACCAUGCUGUUCUUCAUGGUGUCUCUCUAUAUACACAUGUUCCUCCUGGCACGGAACCACGUCAAGCGCAUAGCAGCUUCCCCCAGAUACAGUUCUGUGAGGCAAAGGACCAGCAUGAAGGGUGCUAUUACCCUCACCAUGCUCCUGGGGGUUUUCAUUGUGUGCUGGUCUCCUUUCUUCCUUCACCUCAUCUUAAUGAUUUCCUGCCCCCAGAACAUCUAUUGUUCUUGCUUUAUGUCUUACUUCAACAUGUACCUUAUCCUCAUCAUGUGCAAUUCUGUCAUUGAUCCCCUGAUAUAUGCCUUCCGCAGCCGAGAGAUGCGGAGGACCUUUAAAGAGAUCAUUUGUUGUCAUGGCUUCAGACUAAUUAGUAGGCUCUUUGGCAGGUAUUAAACACGUUCCCCUCUCUGUGGCUCUCA